AUGAGGUUUCACCCAGUUCAAUAUAUACAUGCUGCAAGAGGACAGGAGCACAAAGUCACCAUGGUGACCAUGCAAGUUCUUCUGCUGACUGUGGUUCUGAUCCUGCCCUCUGUGGAAAACUUAUCCUUUAGGAAUCCUGAGUAUUCUGUCACAGUUGACAAGCUCCUAGGAAAAUGGUAUAUAACUCGAUGGGCAGGAAACCCACCUAUUCCUGCAAAGAAGAAGUUUAGCCCACUGCCUCCCUUCAUUUUCGUCAAAAACAUACUUGGGAAGUUGGAGUUUAGGAUGAAUAUCUCGAAACCCAUGGGUUGUGUUGUGUUAAAGAUGAAUAUGGAGCAAGAACGAGAGAAUUCUGGUAUCUUCUACAUAUGGCCAAAUCACAGGAUCAACAUUGCAUUCAUUGGUGGGAUGGACUUCGCUAUUGCUUACCAUCAAAGCAAUAUCAACAACCAACUCCUAAAGAUGACAAUGCUUAUGGGUAAAAACAUGACCCCAAGGCCAACAGUGAUAUUGGAUUUUGAAGAUUUUGUAGAAUUUGUGCAACUGAAAAGAACAGACAUUAUCAACCCUGGAUUUGAUGAUUCCUGUGAGUUGUUUGGAGAAACCUAG
This is a messenger RNA of Apodemus sylvaticus (European woodmouse), 609 nucleotides long. RefSeq lists its product as uncharacterized. Bases 1 to 609 code for a protein of 202 amino acids. NCBI's taxonomy places the organism in Eukaryota, Metazoa, Chordata, Mammalia, Rodentia, Muridae. The transcript has 6 exons. The record is from RefSeq and is a predicted model, not a curated record.